UUCAAAAGAUCAGCGGAUGGGUAAUUGUUGGUUGUUGCAGACUCGAAGCUGCAGUGACUGUGCAGCAUUCAUUGACACGCGAAGCCGUCUUUUUCGUGGUGAUAUUUGUUGCUAAAUCGGAGAUUUUCACAGCAUUCGAGAAGACACCUAUUGAAAUAAAAUAUUCGUUAUUCGAGGAUGGCGGACGACGGCAUUGCCCGCAGCUUUCAGCGUAUAAUUUUUUGGGAGGAGUUUGUAACCGAAAAGCUCAACAUGGAGUCAGCAGAUUGUCCCGAAGUCAAGGAAGAAGUUGAAGAAGAGCAGUGUUGUAUUGACAUGAGUUCUCCAUGGAUCUCGUGCGGGGCAGUGGCAGCUGGUGAACCGCUAACGGACCCACUGUCUCCCGAAGGAGGCCAGGCGGGCAGCAGUGUGGGAGGCCUGGCAGAGAUUUCCUCAGGAGCAUUAGCUGCCGUGCAACAGUUGGCAGACAAUUUAAUUCCCCACAAGCACCAGGCAAAUAAAGAUGCAGGCGGAGAAGGAAGGAGUACCUUAAAAGUCAAAGAAACUAAAUUGGAUGGAACUCCUGAAGUGCGGCUUAGAGUCGAGUGCGGCUUAGAUUAG
Molecule: messenger RNA, 600 nt
Organism: Schistocerca nitens (vagrant locust)
Lineage: Eukaryota; Metazoa; Arthropoda; Insecta; Orthoptera; Acrididae
Exons: 6
Coding region: 178-600 (140 amino acids)
Source: RefSeq, a predicted model, not a curated record